Micropterus dolomieu (smallmouth bass) is the source of this 2646-nucleotide messenger RNA. Its product is annotated as cytosolic 5'-nucleotidase 1A-like. The record is from RefSeq and is a predicted model, not a curated record. Gene Ontology annotation, cellular component: cytoplasm; cytosol. The coding region runs from base 491 to 1573 and encodes 360 amino acids. The transcript is spliced from 6 exons. Gene Ontology annotation, biological process: adenosine metabolic process; nucleotide metabolic process. Lineage: Eukaryota; Metazoa; Chordata; Actinopteri; Centrarchiformes; Centrarchidae. Gene Ontology annotation, molecular function: nucleotide binding; 5'-nucleotidase activity; magnesium ion binding.
CUGCACUCUAUUGUCAAAAAUAUGACUGUAUGCCAGGUAUCCACAUUGUUAUGGUCACACUCACUCUCUCUAACCCAACAAAGUGCAAGCAAGUGAUGCUCAGACGUGUUUGCGUCACAGCUGGAUGACGCGCCCACCAGGCUUUCUGUUAGUACGCUUCCGGUGUUGCAGCAAAUUCUGUGACCCCUCAGAUUCUGAGACUAAAACCAAACCAGGAUCUUUUUUUCCCUAAACCUAACCUAACCGAGUAGUUUUGGUGCAUAACCCUAACUAAUUAGUUUUAGCGCCUAAACCAAACCGAACUGCGACCAUUUCACACAGUUUACCACGUGGUUAAGAAACGCCCUGAGAGCUUAACUUCCUAUUUGGGUCACAGAAUCUGUCGAGUCGAAUAUUUUGGUGUAACACCAGUUAGUUUGCUUCUGGCUGCUGCUGCCUUAUCUUUCUAAGGGAUUUGUCAACUGUAUAUGACAGGCGAAAGAUUAUAAAAAUGAGUGAAAUGAAGCCGAACGAUUCAGCUGCAACUGAAGACAGAAGAGAGGAAAAAGACUGGGCGGCGGCCAAAGCUGUUUUUGACAACCUUAAAACAAACAAACCGAGACCCCCCAAACCACAGUAUGCUGUCACUAUCGCCGUCUCCUCUCGCACCCUCUUCGACAUGGUGGCAGAGAGGAAGAUCUUUGUUGAAAAGGGAGUAGAGAGCUACGUAUCUUAUCAGGUUGAACAUGAAAGCGAGCCUCUGAAACCAGGAGCUGCUUUCCCCUUCGUCAAGGCGCUGAUGAAUGUCAAUUCUCGACUGAGGAUGCUGUACCCAGACAGCGAGGAGCUUUUUGACAUCGUCUUAAUGACCAACAACCAUGCCCAAGUUGGGGUGCGCCUCAUAAACAGCAUUAAUCACUAUGAUUUGACCAUAGAGAGAUUCUGUAUGACAGGAGGGAAAAGUCCUAUAGGCUACCUAAAGGCCUACAUGACAAACCUUUACCUCUCCAAGGACUCGAAGAAAGUCACAGAGGCCAUCGAGGAAGGCAUUGCUGCAGCCACAAUGUUUAUGCCGCAAACGGACACUCAGCUGAGCGACACUCAGCUGAGAGUGGCAUUUGAUGGCGACGCCGUCCUCUUCUCAGACGAGUCAGAGGUCAUUGUGAAGCAACACGGCCUGGACACUUUCUUUAAGCACGAGAAGGAGUUUGAGAACAAACCUCUCGCUCAGGGUCCAUUAAAGUGUUUCCUGGAGGCUCUGGGUAAGCUCCAGAGAAAAUUCUAUGCCAAGAACGAGCGUUUGAACUGUCCUAUCCGAACCUUCCUGGUCACGGCCCGAAGUGCAGCCAGCUCCGGGGCUCGCGUCCUGAAGACUCUCCGCAGCUGGGGCCUGGAGAUCGACGAGGCUCUCUUCUUAGCUGGGGCUCCCAAAGGGCCCCUGCUGCAGAAAAUAAAACCGCACAUCUUCUUUGACGACCAGAUGUUCCACAUCGAGGGGGCCAACGAAAUGGGAACCAUAUCUGCACACGUCCCCUAUGGGAUCGGACAGAAGUACGACAAGGGGAAACUCAUUGAGCAGCCGGCAAAAAAGUAAUAACCUAAAAAUGGUUGAAAUAUUAAAUAAGCACUAUUUUGUCAGAGAUUUGCUUCAAAUAAAUAUAAUAAUAAUAAUACUGGAUUCAGGAAAAAUGUAUCUAUCAAAAAAUAACAGCAAUCUUUUUAGUGGAUUAAAGUAAUUAAAUGGUAAUGCAGUCUAAAAAGAUUCCUAGUUUUUGGGGUUUUAUAAAAUACUGUCUACUGUUUUCUUUAGCAUGGGGUAUUAUUGAUGAGGAAGGGGAUGUAUUUUCAAAGCAAGAGUUACAGUAGUGCCUUACACUAUUUAACCGUACGGUUUUAAAAUAGGUUAUGAAUCUGGUGUUUCUAUCGGUGCCUUUUAACUAUUCGAAGUGUUUACCUGUUUACCUUUCAGUGUACACUCAUUUACAUAGGAGUUUAUCUAAUUUUCUUUUCACUUUUAUACAAUAAACUUGCGUUUAUCUUAUCGUGGUUUUUGGCUAUUGGUCCUUGGCAUGUUCUGUAUAACCAGGGUGGGAGAAUGUAUCUGCUGUAGUAGUUGUUUUUUCUCCGCUGGAUCCUUCAUAGACUUAAAAAUCACCAGGGUAUUCGUUUUGCACACUUGAUGGGACAGAUUAAUAGAUAUUAAAAUCAGCUAUCAGGGUAGAAUGUCUAGCUUACAGGGAUAACACUGAAACUGCCUUACUUUGUUAUUGUCUUUGCAGUUGAUACACACAAACUAUGAAAAACUCACUGCUUUAUAUUAUUCCCCAAAACCUUUGUACUCAUGUUCUGUGAGUUUAAGCUUUUACAUUAUAUCUGGAGAUCAGGCAGCCCACUGUAACUACACUUUUCUAUCAUGUUAUCAUGUUUUUAUAUAGGACUCACUAUAUAUUCUGUAUAUGUUUGCAGAUUGCUCUUGAUGUAUUUCAUAUUGCAAACAUAUGUAAAUGUAUCCUCUUCAGGCAGGUACAGUUAAUGUGCUAACUGUACACUCAUGCGUUUGUAAAUGUUCAUAUCAUGUCUGGUAAUGUUCCUCAGUGCCAGAUCAAGACAUAUUUUGCAUUGAUUGUACUCCUGUUGUGGUAGCAAUAAAAUUAUUUUUGCACCUUU